CAGCUGUCAUCGACAGGAGAGGACAGUAUUUUGUUUUUGUCUGCGAGGACACGACUCGAGGAGAGGAGAGGAGAAGAGAGGAGAGGAGAGGAGAGGAGGCCUCUUUUUUUCGCGACAGUAGGCUCUGAUUUCAGUGAUCCGAUUAAUGAUAAAUAUUAGACCAUAAGAUUGGUCGUUAUUUAACAUUGGUAGCGUGUAGUAGCAAUUUCUUAUUAUAGAGCAUGCAAAUUAAUGAUAUAUGCAUUUGGGUGUAAUUGUAUUGUUGACGUUCCGUCAGUAGCUUGCAUGUUGCACAUUAUAUAAACACACAUUCAUCAUAAUUUUUGUGUAUCCUGCAGUUUUCCAACAUUAAAAGGCAGAGCAUGUGGCCCUGGGCAGGUCUAAUGAUUGCUCCAUGCAGCUCACAUUAGGACCUCAGGGAAAAUAAGAUAAUCAGAUCUCAGGGUGUUGAUCUGGGGAGCACUGUGGGACACGAGAUAUCUGGAUUGUUUCACAUGCUAUUUAAUUAAAAGCAGGUAGAAAAAACACAUUUGUGGCAAUAAAUUCAGCAGCCUUUGGGAAAUUGAUGCUGGUUUGAAGACUGUUAGGACCUCAUUCACAAAUUUAGGCGUGUAAGGAAGGCCUGUAGACAGAUACAUUUUGCACUUUGUAAUGCAUGUUUAGCUGCUGCAGUAGCCGCCUGACACAGCCUGCACAAGCUCCAGUCUUCUUUAAAUAGAAAAGAAAACCUUUGCAAAGAACCGUUUAAAUAUUGCAAGCUUGGAGAUCAGUUCAUGAGUCUCAUGACUGUGCUUUAAAGUGUCAACAACAGUGUUUUGGUGCUCCAGAUAAGGAGCAUUGCCGUUUAAGUCAAUAGUUUUUUGAGGCUCCUCAUCAAAUAAAACAGCUCCUCUAACAUCCGGUGACAUGGCAGUAUUAAACCUGCUGCUCCUUUCUCUUCUCUGCAGCCUGUUUGUGUACCAUUGCCAUGGGGCAUGUGCAGAGGUGGACUCUGACACAGAGGCAGUGGCCGGUCGGGGUUUCAAACUGGGCUGCAUCUCCUGCAAGAGGAGGAGUGAGGUGGAGGGUACAGCGACCGUUGAAUGGCACUUCAGGCCGAAAGGAGAGGCAGACUUUCUUCAUUUCUACACCUACGACGGCAGCCCCACCAUUGAACACGACCACUUCAUGGACCGCGUGGAUUGGAACGGCAGUAAGAGGAGCAUGGACAUCCAAGAUGCAUCCAUAUACCUGUUCAACGUCACCUUCAAUGACUCAGGCACCUACCAAUGCUACUUCAACCGCAUCCUCUCAUACGAUAACUAUGAGCACAAUAGCAUUAUCAAGAAGGUGGUGCACCUCACUGUGGUGGCUAAAGCGACCAGAGGAAUGGCAUCCAUCAUGUCCGAGGUCAUGAUGUACGUGUCCAUCAUUGGCCUGCAGGUCUGGCUCCUCAUAGAGAUGAUUUACUGCUACAGGAAAAUAGCAGCAGCUGGGGAAGAAGCAUUACGGGAAGCAGCAAAUGCUGAAUAUUUAGCGAUAGCGUCGGAAAGUAAAGAUAACUGUGCAGGGGUGCAGUUUCCUUCUUGGACUGAAAACAUCCUUCCAUACUCUGACCUGCAUGUAGACAACUUUGGGGAGAACCUCCUCGUCAUCUCAAGUCUCUAUUUUACCUUUUCCUCAACAAAGGCCGCACAUGAUUAUGACAUACAAAGAGAGCAUGGUACCAGCAUUGUAUAUAGUAAUCUGCGCCGCAAAAGCAUGUUCUGCACUUAUUUGAGAAACCAUUAUGCAUUAAUGAGCCACAUUGUGAAAAGCAUUAACUGCACAUACAGUAUUUCUUUAAGUAUUAUGUAAUCACACGUUUAUAUAAAAUGUAAGUGGUACUAUGGGCGUAUGAUGGACUCAAUGAGGUUGAUUGCAAAAGAAAAGCUUUUUACUAAAUCAUCACCACCUAAUGUAUAAAUAAUGUGACACACAACAUUUAUAAAAAUAGAAUGUGAUGGACUAUGAUAGACUGUAUUUCCAGUUGCUAGUUGUACAUUCAAAAUCUGAAUCCAGCUCUUACCAUGUGCUAAUAAAAAACUGAAAAAAUA
Messenger RNA from Centropristis striata (black sea bass), 2075 nucleotides. RefSeq names its product sodium channel, voltage-gated, type I, beta b (gene scn1bb). Gene Ontology annotation, biological process: sodium ion transport; regulation of heart rate by cardiac conduction; cardiac muscle cell action potential involved in contraction. The transcript has 6 exons. Lineage: Eukaryota; Metazoa; Chordata; Actinopteri; Perciformes; Serranidae. The record is from RefSeq and is a predicted model, not a curated record. Gene Ontology annotation, cellular component: voltage-gated sodium channel complex. Bases 907 to 1836 code for a protein of 309 amino acids. Gene Ontology annotation, molecular function: sodium channel regulator activity.